CAACCAUUCUGUGAAUAUAAAGCAAAAAGAAGGCAAUAGUCCAGAAGACAAUAUCUCUAGUUUCAAUUCAAUCACUCAUGGCAUCAGUUCAAUGCAACAAGCCCACUGAGCAAAACAUUAAUCAUGUUCAAUCCUCCACCGUGUGCAACAAGACCAGCACUCCAACUAGCCAACUGGCUGUUAGCAACAAGACCAACACUCCGAUUAGUCAAAAGGCUGUUUGCAACAAGACCAGCACUCCGACUAGCCAAAAAGCUGGGUCCAACAAGACUAGCACCCCGACAAUCCAAAAGACAAAUAAUGAGAACCACUCUUUUGCUGACAAAAUGAAAGAAAUGACACACAAAAUGUUUCACCGUGAACAUCACACUCAACAGGGCCAGAAGGCACACACCCAAAAAGGACGUCAGUCUGUCUGUCAUGCGUCCUGUGCAACUCAUGGCACUCAUGCUAACCAUACCCAGCAUUCUGCAAAUCGUACUACAACUAAUGGAAAGAAAAAGAUGGAAGGCCACUGCAUGCCUAUGAGGAAGAACAAACAAGAAAAAUACAAGUUCAGUGACAGCAGCAGCAGUAGCAGUGAUGACAGUGAUAAUGAAAAGUGUGGAAAGAAGAAGAACUAAGAGAGGAGUACUGCGGAAGAUCAGCUACAAGGAGUGCAAGGAUGAAAGCAACUUGAAUAAGGCAUAUUUCAUCAAUAUUUCUUAUACCUAAAUGGUGGAAUGAUGUGUCAUGUCAGUAAGUGAUUAUCAUUUUGAUUAUGCAAUGAAAAAGUUCAAUGUUGAAUUU
Solanum dulcamara is the source of this 789-nucleotide messenger RNA. RefSeq lists its product as uncharacterized. The transcript has 2 exons. NCBI's taxonomy places the organism in Eukaryota, Viridiplantae, Streptophyta, Magnoliopsida, Solanales, Solanaceae. The coding region runs from base 78 to 623 and encodes 181 amino acids. The record is from RefSeq and is a predicted model, not a curated record.